Molecule: messenger RNA, 1263 nt
Organism: Ambispora gerdemannii
Lineage: Eukaryota; Fungi; Glomeromycota; Glomeromycetes; Archaeosporales; Ambisporaceae
Source: the annotation of a GenBank genome assembly
AUGAAUGGCAAGCAAACCCCUAACAACGAUUUCCCGGAGAAACACGGGUUCGAAAAAGUAAAAUCAAUAUUUGAUUCUCAGCGUGCUUUCCAACAAAACUUACUGAAAUGUUCUGUUCCUGUCUUUGAUCCAGACUUCCCAACGAAAAGACUAAGAACCGAUAGCGAUUCGCCACUCUGCAACGAGGCGUCUUCCUUAUCAGACUCCGAGUUUGUGACGUCUGUUCUUAUGAACGAAAAUUCUAACAUGUCUAAUAUGUUUUUAGGACUUCAUUCGCUUUGUCACGUCGCAAAGGAAUGUCCAUCUCUUGGACAACGUUCAAUAUUUCUUCUUUUUUUUGGACGCCAUGAGUUUGAAUCCAAUUUGCCCGUAUUUAUCUCAGGAUCGACGGAAGUUUCGAGAAAGACGUUCUCAAAUUUGUUAGCCGCAAAAAGCCCUCUUUCUAUUGAUGUUAUUAAUUUUCACAACCACGACAACACCAAAUUUUUAUCCCGCGAUUUCAAACAGUUUAUUGCAAACCAGAUCCAAGAUCAUGAGAUCGGGGCUGUCUAUUUUGCUAACGGACGAAGCAUUGAUAAAAUUGUGGUGGAUUGUGAAGAGGAUGUGUUGCGAUUCUUGGAGAAGUUCGACCACGUAGGAGAUAUGGCGUCUUUGAGAAGAUGUAUGGACGAAAAUUCGAUCAAUUACUCCACCGGGUCGAACGACCUUAUUUAUGUGCAGAACCUGUUCUACCAUUUCUACUUGUGUAAAAACGACAUCCUAUUACAGCCCAUGUCUGAAUAUGAGUUUAAUGCACCAAUAGAGAGAGGGCUUUUUGCAGCCUCGUUUUUCUUCAUGCUUGGGCGAGCAGAAUCCAGUACAUCGACAUUACUAUACAUCAACUUCGCUAUGUCACGAGUUAUGCUGAUGCUAAAGAUGAGUUUGAAUUUAAUUUAUCUCAGGCUCGACGGAAGUUUCGAGAAAGACGUUCCAUCGUAUAACGUCGGGCUUAGCUCCUUCACCGUUCCCAGAAAUCUUCUAACCCAUGCACCAUCAAGGCCCUUCCAAUCGUCUGAAUGUGGUGAACGAUGGCACGGUUCAGCCUCAAAAAAUCUACGUAUGACCAGUAGUCAGAAUCAAGGCUUUUCAAAUAUAGUCGUACUUCGUUAUAUUACAGGGUCGGGAAACAGAAAUCUGGUGACUAUAAGCUGCGACUAUGGAGGUCAAAUUUCUUAUACUUUAAUAGCUGGUACUGGUAAAGAGUGUAACGAGGUGCGACUGUAG